Molecule: messenger RNA, 1548 nt
Organism: Talaromyces stipitatus ATCC 10500
Lineage: Eukaryota; Fungi; Ascomycota; Eurotiomycetes; Eurotiales; Trichocomaceae
Exons: 2
Coding region: 1-1548 (515 amino acids)
Molecular function (GO): ADP binding
Source: RefSeq, a predicted model, not a curated record
AUGGUUGAGCGUUACAGGCGACUUCAUAUUCCUGCCUUGGCCGAAUUCUCAGACUCAACAUUGCAUGAGACCACUAACAGUUACGAAGACCUGACAGAGGCUGCUGCAGCCCACUCCGGCUUUGAGACCAUUUCCAGGAUGGAAAGGCCCACGUCGACGCCUGCUUCCCAUGUCGUCUCCAGUGCUCAAGAGUUACAAUCCCAACAAAAUGCUGUCAAUCUCCCUCUGUAUAAAAUCGACUUCCCAGAAAACACGAGCUUUGUAGGGAGGUCUGAUAUAUUGGAAGAGCUGGAUCAAACUUUGACAGAACUUGCAGCAAGGCCGGAGAAUCGAGCCUACGCUAUUUAUGGCAUCCCGGGUAUAGGCAAGACCCAAACUGCAUUAAAAUUUGCCUACAAUCACAAGCAGACAUUCAAAUCGAUUCUGUGGGCUUCUGCAGAAACAAAAUAUAAACUCAUUCAAAGUCUAUCGGAAUACGCAGUUCUUCUUGGGAUCGUGCCAAAUCAAGCAGGCCGCGAUCCGCAUAACGAUGCAGAGAGAUUGAUGCAAUGGUACAAAACAACAGACACGCCUUGGUUAUUAAUAUUCGAUAAUGCCGUUGAUCCUACUUUAUUUCUAGAUUAUUGGCCCCGGAACAAACGUGGUGCGAUUCUCGUCACCACGCAACUGAGGAUAUUUGCUACUGAAGACUAUUGCGGACAAGGAAAAGAGCUUCUGCAACUUGACGAAGCCUCUGCUAUUCAAUUCUUGCAGUCAUCCGUCCCGGACUCCCUGCGCAACACUGAGGCGGCACGAGCGAUUGUACAGCGUGUCGGAUGUCUACCUGUCGCUAUCAAAACCAGUGUUGGCCUGAUAAGAGAAGCCGGCUGCUCCCUUGAUGACUACAACAAGGAGUGGAAUGAUCCACGCACCAUCAUUGACAGAUCAGACGUAAAAUAUGCUGACUCGAGAGAUGCUCGCUACAAUAAGGGGUUGCGUGAUUUGUUCGCCAAAUCCCUUCAAAAUUUGGAUUUGGACGCUAGAGCUCUAGUAAACGUGUUUUCUCUAAUGGAUGACGAGCAUAUACCCGAGGAAAUGUUGCGAAAUGAUUUAUUGGCUGUACAACUGCCCUUUCUAAAGCAUCGUGCCCGUCUAAUCCGAGACCUAAUAGAGAGCUGCUUAAUAGGUCCAGAAACAGAAGCUCAUCGGUCAUCCUCAAGGCGUUUCCACAUCCACCGCAUGAUUCGAGCAUUCGUCCAGAUGGAAAUGAAGCUGAACGAUCGGAAGAGUGCAUAUGAAUCUGCAUCUCUCCUACUCAACGCAAGGGUGGUGACAGGUGGAGAUCCCAAAUUUGCGGGAAAUAAAUCUUAUUUCCAACAUGUUCAGGCUCUUUGGGAGUAUUACCAAAGGGAGCUCGCGCCAGAUGAUCCAACCAAGGUGGACAACAAGUUUCCGGUUGCUACACCUGCAUUAGUGCAGCUUCUUCGAAAAACAUCUUGGUCAGUAUUUAGCCAUCAACACACAGAAAAGGCGAUGACGUUGACAUUUCAAGGUGGUGCUAUCGAGUAA